CCUUGUGUGGUUGAUGAUGAGUGAUGACCAAGAUACAAGACGCAAGAAAGAGUGAGAUGGAGUGGUGUAUGUCAAUUCCAAAGGUAGAAUUGCAUGCUCACCUCAAUGGAUCCAUCAGAGACUCCACACUUCUGUAUGUUUCAACUCUUUUGCUUUUUCGACCCUGUUUUCCAACACUCUCAAUUUUACUUUUUUCUUUUUCUUUUUCCCAGCGAACUUGCUAAAGGUUUGGGUGACAAGGGUCUCAUUGAUUUCUCCCUAGUCGAGCAUGUUAUCCUCAAAAAUGAUCGUUCAUUAUCUGAGGUAUUCAAGCUGUUUGACGUAAUCCACAUUCUUACAACUGAUCAUGCGACCGUUACAAGAAUUACGAAAGAAGUUGUUGAAGAUUUUGCAUCAGAGAAUGUUGUGUAUGUGGAGUUGAGAACUACUCCAAAGAAAAAUGAGUCCAAAGGAAUGAGCAAACGCUCUUAUAUUGAAGCUGUACUUGAAGGUCUAAGAGCUGUCAGUUCGGUUCAUCUGGGUUUUAUUCCUCUCAGCGAGGAGAUUAAAAACCAUUCAAACCCUAUACUCUCAGCCUCAGCUACAGAUGAUAGAAGUAAUGAAAAUACUAGGAAAAAAGUCUUUGUUAGGCUUCUCUUAAGCAUUGACCGGAGGGAGACAACGGAAGCAGCAAUGGAAACUGUCAUGCUUGCGCUGGAAAUGAGGCAUUUUGGGGUUGUUGGAAUUGACCUCUCUGGGAAUCCAGCUGUUGGUGAAUGGGUUACAUAUUUGCCAGCACUAAAAUUUGCUCGAGAACAAGGUCUUUAUGUAACUCUUCACUGUGGAGAGGUGCCUAACUCGAGGGAGAUACAUGAUAUGCUUGACUUUCUUCCUGAAAGGAUUGGACAUGCAUGUUUCUUUGAGGAGGAACACUGGAGAAAGCUGAAAUCGUCUAAAAUUCCGGUUGAACUUUGUUUGACAUCAAACAUUAGGACAUUGUCCGUUCCAUCAAUAGAUGCUCAUCAUUUUGUGGAUUUGUAUAAUGCAAAACAUCAUGUAGUCCUGUGUACUGAUGACUCUGGUGUGUUCUCCACCAGUCUCUCCAACGAAUACAAAAUUGCUGCUUCUUCAUUUGGCCUUGGAAGGAAGGAGAUGUUUGAGCUAUCAAAGAAUGCUGUUGAAUUCAUAUUUGCAGAUAAUAUGGUAAAGGAGGAUUUAAGAAAUAUUUUUAGUUUAGCAGCAAAGAAUCUGUAGCUGUAGGUAGAAUGCCAUACAUGAGGAUUGUGUGGAUGUGUAUUUAGGUCAUUCGAUGUUAUGAUGCUUACUGGGCAUACAGUAAGGGACACAACUAACUGCUGGUAUGUUAGUAGACAAUGAGUUAACAAGGUUGUUUGGGGCUGGUGGUACUAAAGAAUAGAUUGAAAUUGGUUAUUGAUUGAAAAUUAUCUUUUAUAAAUCAGGCAUUUAAGUGAUU
This is a messenger RNA of Medicago truncatula (barrel medic), 1453 nucleotides long. RefSeq names its product N6-mAMP deaminase. The transcript is spliced from 10 exons. Gene Ontology annotation, biological process: adenosine catabolic process; inosine biosynthetic process. Lineage: Eukaryota; Viridiplantae; Streptophyta; Magnoliopsida; Fabales; Fabaceae. The record is from RefSeq and is a predicted model, not a curated record. Bases 94 to 1233 code for a protein of 379 amino acids. Gene Ontology annotation, molecular function: adenosine deaminase activity.